GGGGAGCAAAACACAAUUUCAACCCCCCAGAGUCGAUCAGAACUCGUGGGUGCGCGUAUUAGAAGACAGUGUUUGUACGGUAAAUGACGGGAAGCUGGGCCCUAAACGCGUUGCGUCCGAUCCAAAUUUCCCCACUGGCCCUUUUGCCUGAACCCAUUCAACAGUUGAGACAUUCAUGAAUUAUUUCGGUUUAAUUAGUGCAGUGAGUGUUGCGGAGUGUUUUGCGCCGUCCCAGGGUGGUUAUGUGCCCUUAUAGAGUCAGCGCCACUAUUAGGGGCUUUUGGGGCCAUUGACGGACAUGCGACCUUACUGGGGGCCCUUUUGGGGGCUGCUCUGUUUCCUGCUGGCGCCCGGACUGGCCAAGGAUCAGGACGAGAUCCAGAAAUUGCAAUUUGAAGCUGCUUUUCAAGGCCGUUGCGGACAUGGCAGUCCAUGCGAGCAGAUUUGCUUCGAAUUGCACGACGGCAUGUACGAGUGCGAUUGCCGGGAUGGAUUUCUUCUAAGAGCGGAUGGCUACAGUUGUGAAGAACUGAACUCUUCACUAUCGACCCAGUCAACCGAAGACCUAAAACUGGACCUAAUCUACAUAAAAGAAGUGGAAAUUGAUGCAGAGGAAAUUCCAUUUGCGAAUGCCAGCGCCGAUUCGAACGAUAUUCCCCAAAGCUACACGAACUGGAGCAUGCCAGCUGCAGCUUCAGAAAUCACGAAUUAUACAACAGUGGGCCCGCGAUUGGAACAGAAAUUCACUUCGGCCAGUUCGAGUCUGCUAAAAUCGACUUUGCCAAUUUCCACAGUGCGGCCCUGCGUCUUGGAUUGUGGUCCAGGGGGCGGCUGUCAUGCUGAGACUGAUGAGGAACCCAACAAGUGCCUUUGCCCUUUAGGCAGGGGCGGCGAUCAAUGCGAACGGGAUAUGGAAAUACAAUCUCCCCGUUUCACUGGAUCGAGCUGGUUGGCGUUUCCAGCCCUAAGGGGCGCAUAUAAACAUGUUCAACUCAGUUUGGAACUUCGGCCGGAGGCGUACGAUGGGAUUUUUUUCCUGACUGGAGAACGGGACGAUAUGGCGGGGGAUUUCAUGGCCCUCCUCCUCCAUCAGGGCUUCGUCGAGUUUCGAUUUGAUUGCGGUUCGGGCAUUGGAGUGGUUCGCUCGGAUGAGACGGUCCUUCUGAACCAAUGGAACCACAUCAAACUGUACAGACAUCGAUGGGACGCUUGGUUGCAACUGAAUAAUGGAAAACACAUACAAGGAAGAAGCAAAGGCCUAUUUUCAAGAAUAACCUUUAGGGAGCCGCUGUUCAUUGGUGGGCCGGGCAAUACGACCGGGCUGGAUGAAAAACUGCCGGUAUCAAAGGGCCUAAAGGGCUGCAUACGACACUUGGAGGUGAACGAUCACGUCUACAAGUUUGCGUUGGAUCCGAAUGGGGAAGCGAUCAAAGGCUAUGGAAUUGAGGAAUGUACAGCGGACCGAUGCAGUCGAGUGCCGUGCCAGCACGGGGGGAAAUGCCUGACAAGUGAAACUUCGGCUGUUUGCUUGUGCCCCUUGGGGUUUUCAGGAGACUUGUGUGAAAUUCGCGUGGAUUUGCAG
This is a messenger RNA of Dendroctonus ponderosae (mountain pine beetle), 1582 nucleotides long. Its product is annotated as pikachurin. The record is from RefSeq and is a predicted model, not a curated record. NCBI's taxonomy places the organism in Eukaryota, Metazoa, Arthropoda, Insecta, Coleoptera, Curculionidae. Gene Ontology annotation, molecular function: calcium ion binding.